UCAGGAGCCAAUAAGAGUGAGACCAGCGCUUCCGGGUUAACGGGCGAGCUCAGUUUGAAUCUCAAGUGGCAAGAGCGAGAAAGGCGGCGGCUGUCGGGGGGCAGCGGAGUCGCUCCCGGUGUAGUAGGGUCAGUCCCGGUGCAUCAGGGUCAGUCCCGGUGCAUCAGGGGUCAGUCUCGGUGUUAUCAGGGUCGUGUUUUUUCGUGUCACGUUUUCUCGCCGACUGCGCCGACAUGCUGGCGCAGGCGAAGUGCUCGGCCCUGCUGGACUGGAUAAACUGUCUGGACGUUUCACGGACAGAAGUGCUCUCAGAGCUGCAAGACUUCAGAUUAUUUUUAAGUCUUGUUGAAAAGCUAAACAAUGGCACAGAUGUUAGCUCUGUGGAGGACUCUCACGAAAAGAAAGUUACAUUCGUCUCUACCUUUUUGAAAAAGCGGCAAGCUGUGAUGGGUUCGGUGGUGGAUUGGAGUGAGCUGCUGACCCGGAGUGCCUCUGACAUGGAGCUGGCUAAGUUGGCAGUGGCCUUCCUGUUCUUCUUGAUGACAGAUCCCGAGGUGCAGCUCAAAAUGGAGACGCUAUCACUCCACACACAGAAUGAGUUGAGAGAAAUAAUGCAGUUUCUGGUCGAUAACAAGGAUUCAAACAACUUGGCAGAUGACUUGGAAUAUCUUCUGCAUUCUGUAGCACCAGCGAUGGGACUGAUGGAGUCGUUUCAGGAGGCAGAGGAUACGUAUGCUACUGUCACUCCCUUGCGAAACAAAACCAGACAUAUGCUGCAGCACGCACCAUCCAAAACUUCGCCUGCCACACCAUUGCAGGAUUUCUUCAAAAAGAGCCAAGUGCAGCAGGUACUGAAGCUGCAGGAGCAGGUGUGGAGAGAGAGGAAAGCCUGUGAGCAGCUGGAGGCUGAGCUGUCAGCACACCAGCAGCUGGUGAUUGACAGAGAUGCGCAGGUGUUUGCUCUGCAAGCAAGAUUGAAGACACUAAGAAGUAUUUACGAACAGAAACCAUCUUCUCCACAGUCGGGGGUGUUGAAGGAGUUACAAGAGAAAUCAGACCGGCUGCAGGAAGUGAUGCGCCAAAACCAAGAACUGCGGAAAGAGAAUGCAAUCAGUGAACACAGGGUGGACACCCUGAAAGAUGAGAAUGGGAGCCUGUCUCGCAAGCUUACGGAUACUGGAGUGAAGCUGAAUGAAAGUCGGACUAAGUUGCGCGAGGUGGUGAGCUGCAGUGAAGGGGCGCUCCUGCAGAAGGAGAGAGAGUGUGUGGAACUGAAGACUCGACUGCAAACAUUGCUGGACAUAAAGGCCGAGUUGGAAGAGCGAAGGGACAUCCUGGAAGCCAAAGUGGCUGUUCUUGUGGAGCAGCUAGAGGAGAUGCGGCAGGAGGUGACCUGUGGGGAGGUUUUGGGAGAUGCUAUUCAGAUGGACUCACUAAAGCAAGAAAUAGCGACUUUGGUGAACACUCAGAACCAUCAUAAUAGUUUAGUUCAACAACUGCAGUCUGAUAAACAUACUCUGCAGUCAAUUAUAGAUGAAAAUGAUAGGCAGCUGGAGCUGCAGCUAUUCCAACAUCAGAACACGGUGAUGGAAUUCCAAAGGGAGUUGGACUUAAUGAAAAAAAAAAUAAAGGAUCUUGAAAGGAAAGCAGAUCAGAGAGAAAAUGAAUUGUUAGCUGAAGUGGAAGAGAACAAAAUUAGUGUAGAAAAGCUUCAGAGAAAGUUGGAACAGAAGGAAGAAGAUGUAAUUUGUUUUGAGAAGGUUAACGAACAAGAGAGAUGUAGAUAUGUGUCAAGUAUUUCAAAGAUUGAGCAGAAAAUUCUAAACAUUGAAACUGAAAAGUUAGAGCUGUCUGAGCAGAUGAAACACAUGCAGGAAGAACUCCGUUGUUUCUUGGCGAAUGAAUCCAUUCUUAAGGAGGAGAGGGAUAUGCUGAGAGUGAAAAUAUCUGAUACUGAGAAUGAAAAACAGACACUUCUGAAUGCAGUGUCUGACUUAGCACAAGAGAGAAACAGGCUCAUAGGAAAACUGUCACUCCUGCUUGAGGAGAGUGACUGUCUAGGAAGGAAAGUGGUUGGCCUCGAGCAGGAGAAGGAAGGUCUUGUAGUGAGGAUGGCUGGUCUUGAACAGGACAAGGAAGGUCUUGUAAUGAGGGUGGCUGGCCUUGAGGAGGAGAAGGAAGGUUUCGUAGUGAGGGUGACUGGUCUUGAGGAGGAGAAGGGACAUCUUCUAGUGAGAGUGUCUGACCUUGAAGAAGAGAAGGAAGGUCUUGUAGUGAGGGUGACUGGCCUUGAGAACGAGAAGAUAGGGCUGGUAGUGAGGGUGGGAGGUCUUGAGGAGGAGAAAGAAGGUCUUGUAGUGAGGGUGAAUGGUCUGGAUGAGGAUAAAGGACAUCUUGUAAUGACUGUGACUGGUCUUGAAAAGGAGAAGGACGGUCUAUUAAUGAGGAUGGCUGGCCUUGAGCAGGAGAACGGACAUCUCGUCAUUAGGGUGGCUGACCUUGGAGAGGAGAAGGAAGGUCUUGUAAUGAGGGUGGCGGGCCUUGAAGAGGAAAAGGAAGGUCUUGUAUUGAGGGUGGCUGGCCUUGAGGAGGAGAAGAAAGGUCUCGUAGUGAGGGUGACUGGUCUUGAGGAGGAGAAGGGACAUCUUGUAAUGAGGGUGACUGACCUUGAAGAAUUGAAGGAUGGUUUUGUUGUGAGGAUGGCUGGUCUUGAGAAUGAGAAGGAAGGUCUUGUAGUGAGGGUGGCUCACCUUGAGGUGGAGAAGGAAGGUCUUGUAGUGAGGGUGGCUCACCUUGAGGAGGAGAAGGAAGGUCUUGUAGUGAGGGUGACUUGUAUUGAGAACGAGAAGGAAUGUUUUUUAGUGAGGAUGGCAGACCUUGAAGAGGAGAAAGAAGGUAUUGUAAUGCGGGUGUCUGGCCUUGAGGAGGAGAAGGGACAUCUUGUAAUGAGAGUGUCUGAUCUUGAAGAAGAGAAGGAAGGUCUUGUCGUGAGGGUGGCUCACCUUGAGGAGGAGAAAGAAGGUCUUGUAGUGCGGGUGACUGGCCUUGAGAACGAGAAGGAAGGUCUGGUAGUGAGGGUGGCAAGACUUGAAGAAGAGAAGGAAGGUCUUAUAGCGAGGGUGGCUGGUUUGGAUGAGGAGAAAGGGCAUCUUGUAAUGACUGUGACUGGUCUUGAGGAGGAGAAGGGACAUCUUGUAAUGAGGGUGGCUGACCUUGAAGAGGAGAAGGAAGGUCUUCUAGUGAGGUUGGCUGAUCUUGAACACGACAAGCAAGGUCUUGUAAUGAGGGUGUCUGGCCUUGAGCAAGAGAAGGAAGCUCUUGUAAUGAGGGUAGCUGCCCUUGAAGAGGAAAAGGCAAGUCUUGAACGGGACAAGGAAGGUCUUGUAAUGAGGGUGGCUGAUCUUGAACACGACAAGCAAGGUCUUGUAAUGAGGGUGUCUGGCCUUGAGCAAGAGAAGGAAGCUCUUGUAAUGAGGGUAGCUGCCCUUGAAGAGGAAAAGGCAAGUCUUGAACGGGACAAGGAAGGUCUUGUAAUGAGGGUGGCUGAUCUUGAACACGACAAGCAAGGUCUUGUAAUGAGGGUGUCUGGCCUUGAGCAAGAGAAGGAAGCUCUUGUAAUGAGGGUAGCUGCCCUUGAAGAGGAAAAGGCAAGUCUUGAACGGGACAAGGAAGGUCUUGUAAUGAGGGUGGCUGAUCUUGAACACGACAAGCAAGGUCUUGUAAUGAGGGUGUCUGGCCUUGAGCAAGAGAAGGAAGCUCUUGUAAUGAGGGUAGCUGCCCUUGAAGAGGAAAAGGCAAGUCUUGAACGGGACAAGGAAGGUCUUGUAAUGAGGGUGGCUGAUCUUGAACACGACAAGCAAGGUCUUGUAAUGAGGGUGUCUGGCCUUGAGCAAGAGAAGGAAGCUCUUGUAAUGAGGGUAGCUGCCCUUGAAGAGGAAAAGGCAAGUCUUGAACGGGACAAGGAAGGUCUUGUAAUGAGGGUGGCUGGCCUUGAAGAGGAGAUGGAAGGUCUUGUAGUGAGGGUGACUGGUUUGGAUGAGGAGAAAGGACAUCUUGUAAUGACUCUGACUGGUCUUGAAAAGGAGAAGGAACGUCUGUUAAUGAGGAUGGCUGGCCUUGAGCAGGAGAACGGACAUCUCGUCAUUAGGGUGGCUGACCUUGGAGAGGAGAAGGAAGAUCUUGUAAUGAGGGUGGCUGGCCUUGAGGAGGAGAAGAAAGGUCUUGUAGUGAGGUUGACUGGUCUUGAGGAAGAGAAGGGACAUCUUGUAAUGAGGGUGACUGACCUUGAAGAGGUGAAGGAUGGUCUUGUCGUGAGGAUGGCUGGUCUUGAGAACGAGAAGGAAGGUCUUGUAGUGAGGGUGGCUCACCUUGAGGAGGAGAAAGAAGGUCUUGUAGUGAGGGUGACUGGCCUUGAAAACGAGAAGGAAGGUCUGGUAGUGAGGUUGGCUGGUCUGCAUGAGGAUAAAGGACAUCUUGUAAUGACUGUGACUGGUCUUGAAAAGGAGAAAGAAGGUCUGUUAAUGAGGGUGGCUGGCCUUGAGCAGGAGAAGAGACAUCUCGUAAUGAGGGUCGCUGACCUUGAACAGGACAAGCUAGGUCUUGAACAGGACAAGGAAGGUCUUCUAAUGAGGGUGGCUGACUUUGAAGAGGAGAAGGAAGGUAUUGUAGUGAGGGUAGCUGGUCUUGAGAAUGAGAAGGAAGGUCUUGUAGUGAGGGUGGCAAGACUUGAAGAAGAGAAGGAAGGUCUUGUAGUGAGGGUGGCUGGUCUUGAAAAUGAGAAGGAAGGUCUUGUAGUGAGGGUGGCUGGUCUUGAGAAUGAGAAGGAAGGUCUUGUAGUGAGGGUGGCAAGACUUGAAGAAGAGAAGGAAGGUAUUAUAGCGAGGGUGGCUGGUCUGGAUGAGGAGAAAGGGCAUCUUGUAAUGACUGUGACUGGUCUUGAGGAGGAGAAGGGACAUCUUGUAAUGAGGGUGGCUGGCCUUGAAGAGGAGAAGGAAGGUCUUCUAUUGAGGGUGGCUGGUCUUGAACAGGACAAGCAAGGUCUUGUAAUGAGGGUAGCUGCCCUUGAAGAGGAAAAGGCAAGUCUUGAACGGGACAAGGGAGGUCUUGUAGUGAGGGUGGCUGGUCUGGAUGAGGAGAAAGGACAUCUUGUAAUGAGGGUGGCUGGCCUUGAAGAGGAGAAGGAAGGUCUUAUAGCGAGGGUGGCUGGUUUGGAUGAGGAGAAAGGACAUCUUGUAAUGACUGUGACUGGUCUUGAGGAGGAGAAGGGGCAUCUUGUAAUGAGGGUGGCUGGCCUUGAAGAGGAGAAGGAGAAUGAAGGUCAGUUUUUAAUCUCGGCCGUGUCACAAAGGCAAGAAGAGCUUGAAAAGACACGAAAACAACUUGAAGAAAAAGAAGCGCUGGAGAAUAACUUGAACGCACGCAUUCAAGACAUGCAUGUUCAAUUCUCGUCAUUCGAAGACACAAUUACGGACCUUAAUGGCACGAUUAUGGAUUUGCAAAGUCGAUGUAGUUCCCUGCUAGGUGAUAAUCAAAAGAUUGCUGACAAGUACGAGAUUCAACUCGCGCAGGAGCGUUAUUUGCAGAAUAAAGUUCACAAACUAAAAAACAGCAUAUUUGAACUGAAAGAACAGCACGCUUUUCUCGCAUUACAGAAGGAACAAGACAAAGAAAUGUUCCAAAAGAUUAUUUCUGCUGCAGCUGCCAGAGAAAAGGUAGCAGCUGACAACAUCAAGAAGGCAUUGGACUCACAGUUCAACGAGUUGGAAGUAACGUCAGCGCUCUUCAAACGCCAGAAAUGCGCAGCUGAGCAACGACUGCAGGUUCAUCUUGAGGAAGCUGACAGGGUUAAGGAACAACUGGAGAACAUGAGCCUGAAAUAUGAGGCAACACGGCAGAAGAUGCUUGAGGAUGGAGAUGUGGCGCAGGGCGAUAAGAGGAAGCUUCAACAAGAGGCUGAUGAUUUAAAGCAAAAACUAAAAGAAUGUGAAGGCAAUCACAAGGUCAAAGAGCAGAGAUGGUCAGUUAGCCUGGAGCAAAGCCAGAAGCUGUGUCGGAGUUUGCAGUGCGAACUGGCUGAGAGCCAGAGGGAUUCGGCCAACAAGGAUGUGCUUAUCCAGAACCUAAAAUCACAGAUGGUGUCUGCUCGAGUCGGCAAGAAGUUGCGUCUCCCGUCCACGGAUAUGGAUUGCAGGGUGUCCGCUGUCUCGCACGGCACUGAUAAAGUUGUGUGCAGGGCAAGCCGUGACCGCCUCACGUCGGUUAAGGCCAGCGGUGGGGGUGGUGGUGCGACUUUCACUUCAGUAGCGGGUGGUAAGGGGCAGGCUGAAUUGGAGAAUGUCCAAGUGUCUGCGAGAGGCUGCCGCACUAGCAAGCGCAAUGGGAGCACUGCCGCCCGGCGGAAGGAGAGCGAUGAGCUGAGUACAGACUCCCUAGAUGAGUCGGGCACGGUGGAGCACCACUGCUCCAAACAGAUCAUCCACAUCAAGGAAUUGAGCAGAGACCCUCAGGAGUGCGACACUACCCAGGUCUGGGGUGCCGGGUCUACACGUGAUUCUCUGCUGGCAGAGCGAACGGCGUGUACAGUGCCCAGCGGGGUGCAGGGGCACAAGAGUAGUGCUGGAGAGGACACGUCGUUUGAGCUGGGCUCCAUUGCGGAUGAGGAGGAUGAUAUAAGUGAACGCAUCGCGGAGCUGCAGUCGAGGAACAUGCGCUGUGCCCCGCACAUGAAGUCUUCCUACCCAGUGGAGACGCAGACAUGUGUACAGACGACAGAUGAGCAAAUGAAACAGGGCGACCCCGUGGAGACGCUGCGCAGAGCUUCCAUGUUGAGCUGCACUGGGCAAGAAAGACAUUCACAGAGCUUGGCUCCACGACGGUUCACCUUAGUGCCCAGGGGUCACGUGAGUCCCUCCGGCUUGUGGUCGCUCAAGUCCACGGUGGACAGAAGGCCGGCCACCAACAUGGCCACUUUGCUCUCGGACACGGUGGCCAGGGAGAAGAAAGGGCCUCCUUCACAGGCCGCUACCUUCUCCAGGAAACGCCCUGCAUCUUCAGGGCAGUUCUCACUGCAGAACAAACGAUUUCAAGGGGCAAGUAUAUCCAAACCUUAUUGCUCAGAAGCAGAAAACCAAGGCAGUGGAGACUUUGAGUCAUUUGAAAACAUCAUCCCAGAGGAGUCAGACUUUACAAAUAUCGAGGCUUUGAGGCGGCAGAGUGUGGCUUUCCAGGUGCCAAUCACUCCAAAGGUGAAUCGUCAACUAAAACCCUUGCGCCGAAUGGUGUUGGGAGCAUCCAACAAAGCUGUAAAAACCCAGAAGAAGCACUGAAGCAAUUUGUAAAUGUAAACACAACAGGAUAGAUUGUCAUGAUAAUCACUUUGCAUCACCUUGGCUAUGUCUCACAUUUGUUGAUGGAUACCUUGCCAAAUUAUCAUGGAAAAAUCAGAAUUUUUUUUACAUUCAUCAACACUUAAAUGGAGCCCCAUGUUCAUAUGUUAAAAAUCUGUGAGUUUGUUUUGAACUCAUGGGGGGUGUAUAGCUAUUUGCAGGCUGGAGAAAUUUGUGUUUUUAUCGUGUUUGGAGCUUUAAAAUCCAAGCAUGGUUUAUUGGACCAAAUGGUUUUGAAUAUGCAGACAUUUUAUUUGAUACGGAUCCUGACAUUGCAUUGGAAUUUGCAUUUCAGAUUGUGUAAUGAAAGCUGCGUGGAGGUGACUUGUUAACUGUACAAAUAAAACGUUGAUUUAAUUAUA
Molecule: messenger RNA, 7747 nt
Organism: Petromyzon marinus (sea lamprey)
Lineage: Eukaryota; Metazoa; Chordata; Hyperoartia; Petromyzontiformes; Petromyzontidae
Source: RefSeq, a predicted model, not a curated record